AUGGUACACAGAUUUUGCUUUGAGGCUCUAGACAAAACACUUAGAGAUGUUCUUAGAUUUUCUGAUUCAAGUUGUGUUGAUAAACCAUUUGGUGGGAAAGUUGUUGUUCUUGGGGGUGACUUCAGGCAAAUCUUACCUGUUGUUCCUCAUGGAAGCAAACAAGAUAUAGUCCAUGCAACCAUUAAUUCUUCUUGUCUUUGGUCUCAUCGUCAUUUAUUAACUUUGACCAAGAACAUGCGGCUUAGUUCUGGAAGUGACAUUCACAAUUUAAUGGAAAUAAAGGAAUUUUCUGAUUGGCUUCUUAAAGUCGGGGAUGGUGUUCUUGGAGAUGAUGUGUAUGGAGAAUCUAUUAUAACAAUUCCAGAUGAAUUAUUGAUUAAAAAAUCACUGAAUCCACUUUCAGAUUUGAUGGAUUUUGUGUACCCUGAUAUCUUGGAUCAUAUUUUAGAACCCACAUUCUUUAAAGAACGUGCCAUUCUGACUCCAAAAUUAGCAGAUGUUUCUAUUUUAAAUGAGAACUUAAUGUCUUUGAUUCCAGGUGACGAAAGAAUAUAUUUAAGUUCAGAUAAUAUUUUGAAGCAAGACGGUAAUUCUUCCCUUGAGGAUGAUGAAUUCUCACCUGAGAUCUUAAAUACCUUCUCCUGUUCUGGGCUUCUGGAUCAUAAAUUAAUUUUGAAGGUCAAAGUUCCAGUCAUGCUAUUAAGAAAUAUUGACCAAUCAAGAGGUUUAUGCAAUGGAACAAGAUUGCUUAUUACAAGAUUAGUCAAUCAUGUGGUUGAGGCAACUGUUCUUACAUGA
Gastrolobium bilobum is the source of this 798-nucleotide messenger RNA. RefSeq lists its product as uncharacterized. Gene Ontology annotation, biological process: telomere maintenance; DNA repair. The transcript has a single exon. NCBI's taxonomy places the organism in Eukaryota, Viridiplantae, Streptophyta, Magnoliopsida, Fabales, Fabaceae. Bases 1 to 798 code for a protein of 265 amino acids. Gene Ontology annotation, molecular function: DNA helicase activity. The record is from RefSeq and is a predicted model, not a curated record.